UGUGUAUAUAAACUGCAACUGCUAUGUGUGUGAUAGUAUACCAUGUUAUUUGUGAGGACUGGGGAUCAGCAACCUUAAAAACUGCCACAUCUGUUGAUGAGAUAGUUUCUUGAGAGCUCUUUUGAUUGCAGGAGUUGUUUUCUUAUGGAUAUUUCUUCCCUCAGAGGGUUAACUGAUCUGGAAAUAAUGGAAGAUCCUACCUAUCUUCAUCAGUGGCAUUUGAGCUCUAUUGAUGAGCCUACUUUACUUCCGAUUGCUGCUGCUUUUGGAGAGACUUUACAGCAACAUUCAUUCUCUCAUCCCAGUUUCAACCCCAAAACUUCCAUGGAAACUUCACUUUCUAACAUUGACAGACCUACAAAACAUCUCAAGAACAAUAGCUGGUGUCCAACUAAAACUCCAUCCGAGGCACAAUUUGCUUCUUGCUCAACUCUUCUUUCAUUUGUGGAUCCCAAUUAUAUAAACCAGUUGGAAGUGGUGAAGUCUAAGGAUGAGAUGGUUUGUCCUAAAAUGAAUGACACAACUCCUAAAGACAUGAACUUUCAAGGAACAUUAGGAAAUCAAUAUGUGUUCGAGGCUAGUCAGGCGACUAAGCAUGUAGGGCCACGUUCUAGACUUUCUCAACCUCAAGACCACAUAAUAGCCGAAAGGAAGCGUCGAGAGAAGCUCAGCCAGCGGUUCAUUGCUCUAUCUGCCCUUGUUCCUGGACUACAGAAGACAGACAAAGCUUCUGUUCUUGGAGAUGCUAUCAAAUACUUAAAGCAAUUGCAAGAGAAGGUGAAGGCUCUUGAGGAAGAACAGAACAAGAGAAAAGCUGUGGAAUCUGUAGUAUUUGUGAAAAAAUCUCAAUUAUCCAAUGAUGCAGAAGACGCUUCUUUAGAAUAUGAGGGUAUCUUCCAUGAGGCAUUACCUGAAAUUGAAGCAAGAUUCUGUGAUAAAAAUGUUCUCAUAAGAAUCCACUGCGAGAAGAACAGAGGAGUUGUAGAAAAAUCAAUCAAUCAAAUUGAGAAACUCCAUCUAAAAGUUACCAAUAGCAGUGCCAUGACGUUUGGGAGCUGGGCCUUAGAUAUAACUAUUAUUGCUCAGAUGGAAAAGGGAUUUUGCAUGACAGUGAAGGAGCUUGUGAGAAACCUGCGCUCAGCUUUUGCAUCUAUCAUUUGAAGAAGUUCCAUUUGUCUAAAUCAAGCAGAAUCCGUCACCACUCAAAAGUAUAAGAAUAAAUAAUAGGAUUUACUGUCUAGUGUCAACUAUAUAUACACAUAGCAGUUUAUGUUACUUCAUUUAUGUUCAUGUUUGCAACUUGCAAAGCCUGUAAUGUCUGCCACCUUAACCAAACCAUUAUUUACCUCAAGCAUGCUACAUUGCCACCAGUGGUUCAUUUUGCAUGAGGGGCUUUUCUGUCAACAUAUACUUUUUGCAUGAUCAACAAGUUGAUCAUGUUACUUCCACGGUUCCACCCCAUCAUGUUUCUACAGUGGCUUGUACAGCUUGCUAGGCAUUUUUUGGCAUCAGGUUGAAAAGUUCAACCCCAUCUGUUUCUACUUUCUAGCACAGUUCUUCUUCUACUUGAAGUAAAUCUUUAGAAAAAGGAUCAUUGGUUCUUUUUUGGGUGGUCUCGACAAACAGGCCUUUUGUUGCAUUCUUGUAGGUUUAUUUCUGUUAAAUAAAAAAAUGUUUCGUACCAAAAAUGUUUGGUUCAAGUCAAUGAAUAACUGUAUCUUCAAUUAUUUGUAUGAAUGUUUAACUUGCAUGUUUUCGUGCACGGCAUUAGCAUAUAUCAGCAUGCAAAAGAAAAAUGCUUCAAAAUAGUGAAUGUUGUCCUGAUAAAUGGAGACCAUAAAUGUUAAAUGAGAAGGGUUUUAAUAUUAUUAUAUGUUUUCUUAAUGUUAGCCAAGUGAAUCCUUGUACACAUUCUUUAUAAUCUUAGUCCCCACAGAAGAUUAUACUAAAGAUCUUGUUAUGAUUUCGCCCUCUGCCAGCCCCUCAAUGUAUUAGAAUUUUUCAUGAAUGUCACUUAAUAUUUUCCAUAUAAUUAUAUUAUUGAAGGAUCAUGAUUUUUGAAACAAAUAUGUUGGGAGGAUAAGUGAAAGAUUAAAGAAAACAGUGGUAUAUGGAAAUAGUACAAAAGGCCAGUUUUGUAUAUUGUCUUUCAGAUCAUUAUGCUUCCAUUGAUGCCAAAUCCUUUAAGAUCAACAUUUAA
Arachis ipaensis is the source of this 2200-nucleotide messenger RNA. RefSeq names its product transcription factor bHLH25-like. NCBI's taxonomy places the organism in Eukaryota, Viridiplantae, Streptophyta, Magnoliopsida, Fabales, Fabaceae. The record is from RefSeq and is a predicted model, not a curated record. Gene Ontology annotation, molecular function: protein dimerization activity.